This is a messenger RNA of Pararge aegeria (speckled wood butterfly), 2259 nucleotides long. RefSeq lists its product as uncharacterized. The transcript has a single exon. NCBI's taxonomy places the organism in Eukaryota, Metazoa, Arthropoda, Insecta, Lepidoptera, Nymphalidae. Bases 1 to 2259 code for a protein of 752 amino acids. The record is from RefSeq and is a predicted model, not a curated record.
AUGGCAAUUUUAGAAAAAACAACUCAUAGAUUGCCCGAAGGAAGAUUCGAAUGCGGAUUACUAUGGAAAUCCGACGAUGAAACUAUGCCACAAAAUAGAAACAGUGCCUUACGCCGCCUACAAGGCAUAGAAAGAAAACUAAAUAAAAAUGAAGACUUCAAAUUAAAAUAUACUCACCAAAUACAAAAUCUAAUAUCCAAUGGAUAUGCCGAACUAGCCACCACAAAACCCACCUCGCCAAGAACCUGGUACCUGCCACAUUUCGCAGUAAUACAUCCACAAAAGGAAAAAUUAAGAGUCGUGUUCGACGCCGCCGAACGCACAAAUGGCAAAAGUCUAAUCGAUGCCUUACUAUCCGGUCCUGAUUUACUACAAUCCCUCUUCGGCGUGCUGAUAAGGUUCCGCCAAGGCCCGGUAGCCGUCGCAGCCGACAUCAAGGAAAUGUUUCUCAGAAUCGUAAUACGAGAAGAAGACAGAGACAGCUUACGAUUCCUCUGGAAAGAGAACGAAACAGACGCAGAACCUAAAGAAUACAGAAUGAAGUCGCUAAUAUUCGGAGCAACGUCAUCACCCUGUUCAGCUAUAUACGUUAAGAAUCGAAAUGCUCAAGACUUCCAAGAAAAAUAUCCCGAGGCUGUGAAUGCCAUUCAACGUUGUCAUUAUAUGGACGACUAUUUACAAAGCUUCCCAACAGUCGAAGAAGCAAAAAGAACAAGUAAAGAAGUGGACCUCAUACACAAAAGUGGAGGUUUCGAACUAAGAGGAUGGACAUCGAAUUAUCCAUCCACUAUUAACACAAUGGAAAUCAACCAUCCCGACCACAUUAAUUUGGGAGACCACGAUAAAUAUGGGAAGACAUUGGGCAUGAUAUGGCAAACCAACAACGACGCAUUACGAUUUACUGUCAGCCUUCGCAACACGCCCGAUGACGUCACUAAAGAAACGAGACCACCAACUAAACGCGAAGUCGCAAGCGCUGUCAUGUCAGUAUUCGACCCGCUAGGUUUAGCCACUCCAGUUUUAAUACAAGGAAAAACACUUAUACAGCAACUAUGGCGCACCGGAAUAAAUUGGGACGACCACAUAUCCGACACGCUUAGAGACCAUUGGUCAAAAUGGCUCAACAACCUAGCAUGUCUAAAGAAUCUCAACGUUCCACGAUGUACAGAUUCCUGUAACGAGGGGGAACUACAUACCUUCGUAGACGCCAGUGAAACCAUCUAUGCCGCUGCAACAUACUGGAAAACUACUAUGAACAACCAGGUCAGCAUAAAACUAAUAGCAGCAAAAGCCAAGGUGGCCCCACUCAAACCUACCUCUAUACCACGAUUAGAAUUACAAGCCGCAGUGCUUGGCCGCCGUCUAGCAAACAGCAUUCACCAAGAAAUGGACACCAAUAUUAAGAAGAAGUAUUACUGGUCAGACUCUCGAACGGUAUUAGCAUGGAUCAAAUCCGACCCACUCACGUUCAAAACCUUCGUCGCACACAGACUAGCUGAAAUAGAAGAACUCUCAAAAACAUCAGAAUGGAGAUACGUACCCACUAAACAAAACGUAGCUGACGACGCAACUAGAUCGGCACCCCGAAAUUUCGACAGCAACCAUCGAUGGUUCAACGGUCCAGAAUUCCUAAAACUUGACUGCAACGAAUGGCCUCAAGAUCACAGUGAUCGCUCACUACAAGUUACGGGCGAAGAAAAAACACAGACAGUAGCCACGGCGCGUCUCGUUCAACCACCUAUACCAGACGUCAGUCGUUUCUCAUCAUGGACACGUUACCUACGAGCCUCAGCACGCUUCAUACAAAGCGUCGAAGUUUUUAAAACAUUACUAAAUAAACCCGACAAAGUCACCGCCACUAAACGAAUCGUCAAGGAUAAAGCCUGGAAACCGUAUAAAAAACAGAUGACUCAACAAACACCCACGAAUCAAGAACCAACUAUAAAAACCGUGAACAAACUAAUACCAUUAUCAAGAAAAUACAUCAAGCAAGCUGAAACAAUGUUGAUACAACGAAUUCAAAAUGACAGUUUUAAGAAUGAAAUUCAAAACCUUAAAGAUCACAAGAAGUUCGCCAAAGGAUCCCGCCUAAGAAGACUCACCGCCGUUAUAGAAGAUGAUAUAAUGCAUCUCGAAACUCGCCUAUCCGCUGCCAACAACAUAGCGAUUUCCUACAAAAAAACCCAUAAUACUCGAUGGAAAACACCCGAUUACACGACUAAUCGUGAACCAUUACCAUCAAGAAUACAAUCACGGUAA